AUGGCCCUAUCAGUAUGCAGUCGUUUCGAAUCGUCUCUUCCAACGCACAACACGUGAAAAAAAGAAAGAUAAAUAUCAUCGGGUAAAAAUGGCCCACUGAUAGGUGGAGGUGUCACCACCUGUGGUGUUAUAAGAAAUCUCUUUAAAAGCUUUCAUUCACUGAUUAGCUCAACUAUUCUCAUCCGUCGGUAAAUCAAAGAUGGCUCUCGAAAUAUGCGUGAAAGCUGCUGUUGGUGCUCCUGAUCACUUCGGCGACUGUCCGUUCAGCCACAGGGCUAUUCUUACCCUCGAGGAGAAGAAUCUUGCUUACAAAAUGCAUCUCAUUAACCUCUCCGACAAACCCCAGUGGUUCUUGGACAUUAGUCCUCAAGGGAAAGUACCAGUGCUAAAGAUCGACGACAAGUGGGUCGCUGAUUCCGAUGUCAUCGCUGAUCUCCUCGACGAGAAGUACCCUGAUCCACCUCUCAAGACACCUCCUGCAUUUGCCUCUGUUGGUUCCAAAAUUUUUGGUACUUUUGGGACUUUCUUGAAGAGCAAAGACUCUAAUGACCAAUCUGAACAGGCCUUGCUUCAUGAGCUUGAAGCUUUGGAGAACCAUCUCAAGAGUCACGAGGGUCCUUUCAUCGCCGGUGAAAGAGUCUCCGCGGUUGAUCUGAGCUUAGCACCAAAGCUUUACCAUCUCGAAGUCGCUCUUGGCCAUUUCAAAAGCUGGUCUGUCCCCUCAAGCUUGCCCCAUGUCCAUAACUACAUGAAGGCUCUGUUCUCUCUUGACUCCUUUGAGAAAACUAAGCCUGAGGAAAAGUAUGUGAUCUCUGGAUGGGAACCCAAGGUCAACCCUUGAAACUACGAGACUAUUGGUGUGAUAAGGUGGUUCAAUGUCUCUCUUGUGUCAGUCAAAUAAUAAUGCACUUGGACCUUUUAUGUUAUGUAUUGUAUUAAUGAAAUAAGUUUCGUUUGAGAUAAGAUCUGAGAACAUAUAAAUUUAAA
Messenger RNA from Camelina sativa (false flax), 987 nucleotides. Its product is annotated as glutathione S-transferase DHAR1, mitochondrial. Gene Ontology annotation, molecular function: glutathione dehydrogenase (ascorbate) activity. NCBI's taxonomy places the organism in Eukaryota, Viridiplantae, Streptophyta, Magnoliopsida, Brassicales, Brassicaceae. The record is from RefSeq and is a predicted model, not a curated record. Gene Ontology annotation, biological process: protein glutathionylation; cellular oxidant detoxification; ascorbate glutathione cycle.